Messenger RNA from Ctenocephalides felis (cat flea), 1188 nucleotides. RefSeq names its product putative E3 ubiquitin-protein ligase UBR7. The record is from RefSeq and is a predicted model, not a curated record. The coding region runs from base 91 to 1188 and encodes 365 amino acids. Gene Ontology annotation, cellular component: cytoplasm. The transcript is spliced from 2 exons. Lineage: Eukaryota; Metazoa; Arthropoda; Insecta; Siphonaptera; Pulicidae. Gene Ontology annotation, molecular function: ubiquitin protein ligase activity; zinc ion binding.
GUUUGUGAUUAUUCCGCCAAAAUUCUAAACAUCUCCAAUGCGUAAACAACAUUAAUUUUAUUUCUUCUUCUGACUAAAAUAAUAACAGUUAUGGCUGAAUCACUAAAUAUUAGUAAUGAGGACAAUGGAGUUACUAUGGUAGACGUCUUGAGAGACGAGGAAGCUCUGGAAGAAGAUGCUCAUGCAGUUUUAGGAGGAUCUGAUGAUAAAUUUUGUACAUAUUCGAAUGGCUAUGUCAAAAGACAAGCUUUAUAUGCUUGCAGAACUUGUAACACAAAAACAUCUCAGGAUGCCGGUAUUUGUUUGGCUUGCAGUUACCAUUGCCAUGAAAAUCACGAUCUCAUUGAGUUAUAUACAAAACGUAAUUUUCGUUGUGAUUGUGGUAGCUCAAAAAUGCCUGGAAUCAAAUGUAAUUUAGAUCCCUUCAAGUCAGAAGAUAAUGUUGAUAACAAAUACAAUCAGAAUUUUUCUGGUCUUUAUUGCACCUGCCAUAGACCUUAUCCUGAUCCUGAGGAUAAAACUCCUGAUGAGAUGAUACAGUGCAUCGUUUGUGAAGAUUGGUACCAUACGCGACAUUUGGGAGUAGCAGUACCAUCAGCCGAAGAUUAUUCUGAAAUGGUUUGUUUUGGAUGUGUAAACAAAAACGACUUUUUGCUUAAUUAUGCAGUUUAUGAUGUGACAAAGGGUGAUGAUGAUGAGAAAGAAAUAGAUGUUGAAACUCCAUCCAAGAAGCUUAAGACAGAAUCCAAUGUUUCAAUUUCACAAACUGUUGAUGGAUGUGUGAAACCAAUUUCAAGCACAGCCCCAAAAACUACUCUCUUUUUUUCUGAAGGCUGGAGAGAAAAAUUAUGUAAAUGUACCAAUUGCUCGAAAACUUAUUCAGACUUGAAAGUAGAAUUUCUGAUAGAUUUAGAAGACCGCGCACAGUAUUAUGAAGAGCAAGGUAAAUUUAAGGCUAAUAAAACAUCACAAUAUGAAAAUGGUUUAAGAGCACUUUCUUCACUUGGUCACGUACAGCAGAUUGAUGCCAUUACAGAGUAUAAUAAAAUGACUGCAAAAUUAAAGGAAUAUUUACAAACAUUUGCUGAUAAUAAAAAGAUUGUUACAGAAGAAGAUAUUAAAAUAUUUUUUAAUUCUAUGAAAGAAAAUCGGCCUACAUCAAUUCCUCAACCAAAUUUCUGUCGCUAA